Pseudomassariella vexata is the source of this 1213-nucleotide messenger RNA. Its product is annotated as Inositolphosphorylceramide synthase subunit Kei1-domain-containing protein. Gene Ontology annotation, cellular component: Golgi membrane; inositol phosphoceramide synthase complex. NCBI's taxonomy places the organism in Eukaryota, Fungi, Ascomycota, Sordariomycetes, Amphisphaeriales, Pseudomassariaceae. The coding region runs from base 82 to 834 and encodes 250 amino acids. The record is from RefSeq and is a predicted model, not a curated record. The transcript has 3 exons. Gene Ontology annotation, biological process: inositol phosphoceramide metabolic process. Gene Ontology annotation, molecular function: inositol phosphoceramide synthase regulator activity.
GAUUACUUUGUUUCGUCACUCGAGUCCAAGACGAUAAUACGCCGCACUUGCAACAUAUCGCAUCACACUGUCGCCUUCACUAUGGCAUCCUCAAAAGGUCUGCAGCUUCGGCUGCCUCGUCCCCAGAAUUUCCUCGGCCUCAUCAGCCUCCAAACCGGCACUGAGCUUAUUGCCCUCGCUCUCCUCUUCAACAAAGUCACGGGCCUCUAUGGCCUCCUUGCCAUCCUGACGGGCUAUCACAUCUCGAUCCUCCAGCUGUCGCUCUACAUCUACUCGACCGCCGCCCUUAUCCUGCUCGCCUUCUGCAUGCCGCACAUCCGGAAACAGACGCCCUUCCAGUGUGUCGCGCUUGCGUGGCUCUAUGUCAUCGAUACCUUUAUCAACACUGCGUACACCACCGCCUUUGCCGUGACGUGGUAUCUGGCCAACGGCAGCGGUGUUGCUGGGAAGAAGGAUGACAUUAAAUCGGAAGAUCCGGAUCAGCAGCCGGGUGCGGAGGGUUUCAUGGGCGCAGUCGACACUACGACGAGCAUGACGUUGAUUGUCCUGUUUACACUUGUUCGGGUCUACUUCAUGUUGGUGGUCAUGGCGCACGUACGACUGGUACUGCUUCAGUACACGGAGGGCAGAGAACAGGGUUUCGGUGACGAUGCUGGGCGGGCUAACGAGGGCCUCUUUGCGGAAGACUCCCCCGAAGGUGCGGGCUGGAGGGGCAAGGUUGGCAGGGCCAUGAUCUCGGUUGGUCGGAGCUACUGGGUCGGUCCGGCUGAGGGUGAUGAGUGGACGCGCAGUAUGAAGGGCAAGUUUAGCAACCAAAAGGUUAUCGCUGCGUAGAGGGUUGGUAGUGUUUAUUUUGCGACAUUAAUGUUUAGCACGGGCUUGGCUAUGUAAAUAACAGUACAUGCAGAUUCCAAAUUAUUCCUCCUAUUGACGUUACCUCUACACUAGAGUACGUGAAAGCCACGAAGCUGACGUGAGUACCCGGUUAUGUGCCGCAUUCGCUUGGUAAGCAACGCUUCGUCACUCAAGAUGCUUUACGUAAGCGAAGUCGUCGGUGGCCACACGGAUGUCGGGGUUAGAGGGCGGCUGUCAUGCGAAUCGUUCAAGUCAGCCUUUUAUCGUCCAUAAUUGAUACUGGAUAGAUACUAAGGGUCCCACGACGUCUAUUACCAUGCAAACGGGCUGACAGCGAGUAGUUGGUGAUGUUGAUGCG